UAGAUGGAUUUGGGAUGAUGGUGCGCAAGAGUGGGCUCGAGCUGGCCCUAUGACUGUUGCUUUGAAACGUCUUGAUAAUUCACAGGAGAUUUCAAGUUCUUUCAUUAAUCAGAUUAAAGCAUAUCACAAGUGUUUACAAUCGGAUUUAAUGGCUGACACAUUUGGAAUUACGAAAGAUCCAACAUCUAAUUAUAUGAUUAUUAUGAAAUACUACAAAAACGGUAACUUGUAUCAAUACCUUGAUCGUUCCAAUGGAAUCCUUUCUUGGAUUAAUAUAAUCGAUACAUUAUGGGGAAUCGCUAGAGGGCUUGAAAAGAUUCAUGCUGAAGGAAAAGUUCAUAGAAACCUUCAUGGAGGAAAUUUACUUGUUGACGAAAAAUUUUUGAUAGGUACUCGUAUUGCUGAUGUGGGUCUUCAUGGUCCAUGUUAUUACCAUGAAAAUAAAAGCAUAUGUGGAGUUUUACCAUAUAUUGCGCCGGAAGUUUUACGUGGUGAAGAUUAUAGUACUGCUUCUGAUAUAUAUUCAUUUGGUAUUAUUAUGAAUACAUUUUCAACUGGAAAAAGACCUUGGUAUAAUAGAGCUCAUGAUAUUAAUUUAGCAAAAAGCAUUUGUGAUGAUGAAAGGCUUGAAAUUCCAGAGGAUACACCAAAAUUUUAUGCAGAAUUAAUGCAACAAUGUUGGGACAAUGAUCCGGGAAAACGUCCAACCGCUUCUUACUUGAAUGAAAAAUUAGGAGAAUGGAUCACAUUAAUUUGUGAUAAUCCAAAUCCUUCAGAAAUUUUUGAUGAAUAUUCUAUUGCUGAAAAUAGGAGACAAAUAAUAAUUUCUCAAUUAUCUGACAAAAAUACUCAUCCGGAGAUACAUCCAGAAGCGUAUUACACAAGUAGACCUUUGUGGUUUUUGGAUCCUUAGUGAUUAUCAGUUAGUUAUAAUUUAAAUUAUUUAAUUUUUUUUUGAUUUGUAUUUUAUAUCUCAUAUAAUUUUAUCAAUAAAAACAUUAAAAAAGUUAUAAUUAUGUAAUAAUUUAUAUUUAAUUUU
Rhizophagus irregularis DAOM 181602=DAOM 197198 is the source of this 1039-nucleotide messenger RNA. RefSeq lists its product as uncharacterized. Gene Ontology annotation, cellular component: cytoplasm. The record is from RefSeq and is a predicted model, not a curated record. Lineage: Eukaryota; Fungi; Glomeromycota; Glomeromycetes; Glomerales; Glomeraceae. Gene Ontology annotation, biological process: protein phosphorylation; signal transduction. Gene Ontology annotation, molecular function: ATP binding; protein kinase activity.